AUGUCCACUUUGAUCCCUACGGCGGGUAAAACCACCCGCGGCCACCUGCCACUGAUUCCAUCACUCCAUUCCCACCGUCCAUUCUUCUCCAGACCCCUCUCUUUCAGAAACUCGCCUCCAGUUCUCCCUCUUUUAUCUUUCACCCCGGCAAAAGCCGCCUCCUCUUCUCCUCCUCCAUCCGCAUUUGGAAUCCCAAAACCGAAACACUCUAAUGAAUCUUCACAAUUCUUCGAUUUUUUGAUUUACCCCUUGAACCCUAUUUCCCGAAAUUCGUUUAUUUCCCUUUUUUCGUCACUGAGAACCGGGUUUAUUACUACUGUUACUGCUUCUGUUCUAUUCUUUUCGGGUUUAUGUUUCACUUUGAAACCCGCUGUAGCUUUGGCUGUUUCACAUCCGCCUACUGUUGAGAUGGCGGCGAAGGAUGCCAUUUCAGAGGAAGAAAGAGAGAAAUCACUUGAGGAUGAAUUGUCUUCUAAUCCAGAUGAUGUUAGAGCACUUAAGAAUUUAAUGGAAAUCAAAAUAAAGAGUAAGAAGAUUCCUGAAGCUAUUGGCAUUCUUGACAAAUUAAUAGAGCUUGAGCCGGAUGAACGUGAGUGGCCAUUGUUGAAGGCCCAUUUGCAUGCUUACAAUGGAGAGAUUGAAUUGGCGAGAAGGGGGUUUAAUGAGCUGCUGAAAAUUGAUCCUUUUCGUGUGGAGGCAUAUCAUGGUCUGGUGACAGCAGCUUCUCAAGAGGAGUCAGGUGAGGAAUUGGAGAAAAUUGAGAAGAAGGUGGAGGAGGCGAUGAAAUUAUGUAAAAAGGAGAAUAGGAAAAGUGAUUUAAGGGAUUUCAAGCUCUUAUUUGCGCAAAUCCGUGUGAUCGAGGGGAAUUACGAUGAGGCAUUGAAGGUAUAUGAGGAGUUGGUGAGAGAAGAGCCAAGGGAUUUCAGACCAUAUCUGUGUCAGGGCAUAAUCUAUACCCUGUUGAGGAAAAAUGGGGAGGCGGAGAAGAGUUUUGAGAAGUAUAGGAGAUUGGUUCCUAAGGAGCACCCUUAUGCCAGAUAUUUUGAUGAUAAUAUGUUGGCGACCAAAAUUUUUGCACAGAAAGUGGAGAACGAAAGAGCUGCAGCGAAGAGUUAA
Messenger RNA from Fraxinus pennsylvanica, 1116 nucleotides. Lineage: Eukaryota; Viridiplantae; Streptophyta; Magnoliopsida; Lamiales; Oleaceae. The record is from the annotation of a GenBank genome assembly.